This is a messenger RNA of Microplitis mediator, 1632 nucleotides long. RefSeq names its product juvenile hormone esterase-like. The transcript is spliced from 7 exons. The record is from RefSeq and is a predicted model, not a curated record. Lineage: Eukaryota; Metazoa; Arthropoda; Insecta; Hymenoptera; Braconidae. The coding region runs from base 82 to 1632 and encodes 516 amino acids.
AUGGGUCACCAAUAGUGAACUACAAACAAAAAACUUCCUUGAUCAGAUUAACAAGUGUAGAAAAGAAAAUAAGUUCUUACUAUGUCGCUGUUACAUUUUUUAGUAUUAACUAUUGUUAUGAUUUUUUUUCUACUCCCUAUUGAAUGUAAAAAAGUACGAAUUGUUCGUACGAACAAAGGAGUCGUUCGUGGUGAAAUAUUGAAAACAGUCGGAUGGAAAAUGGAGUAUGCUUCUUUCAAAGGAAUACCAUAUGCUAAGCCACCGCUGGGACGCCGUAGAUUCAAACCUCCAGAAGAAAUGGAUCCUUGGAUUGAAAUCCGUACUACCAAAGCAGAACCACCUUCUUGUGUACAAUGGGAUCACGAUGCUUCCUUGCGCAUAUACGGUAGUGAAGAUUGUCUUUAUUUAAAUGUCUAUUCAACGGAUCUAGAUUUACGUCCAGUUAUGGUUUGGAUACAUUUCGGCGCUUUUAUGUUCGGUUCACUUAAUAGUAGUUAUUUUGGUCCUGAUUUCUUAGUUGAAAAAGAUGUCGUUGUAGUAACAAUGAAUUACCGUCUGGGAGCUUUCGGUUUUCUAUCACUAAACCAUAAAGAUGCAAUGGGAAAUGCUGGAUUAAAAGAUCAAGUUUUAGCACUCAAAUGGGUCCAACAAAAUAUUAUUAAUUUUGGUGGUGAUCCAGACAAAGUGACUAUUUUUGGAGAAAGUGCUGGUGGCGCGUUGGUUGAGCUCCAUGUACUAUCGAAAGCUUCUCGAGGUUUAUUCAGAGCGUCUAUAGCAAUGAGUGGAUCACCACUUAAUUUUUGGGGAUUCACAACUCCUCAAGAAGCUGAAUAUCGAGCUUUUAGAUUAGGAAAAAGUCUUGGAUAUGAGGGUCAAGAUAAAGACUAUCUACUUGAAUACUUAUAUCAAGCAGAUGCCUACGAAGUUGCUCACCAAACAAAUUUUCUUGCGCUUUAUUUAUUCAUUACGGCCGGAAAUUUGACACUUCCAUUUCAACCAACGGUAGAGACCUGGAUAGACCCUGGAAAUAAUUUUUUAACUGAGUGUCCUUUAAAACUAUACUAUUCAGGAGAUUUUAAUCAACAUCCUCAUAUUUUAGGAUUCACGAAAGACGAAUUUAUAUCUUUGUCAUAUGCCAAAGCGGUGGCAUCUAUUCUUGAGUUUUUGGGCGAGACCAUUACUAAUGGAUUAGUAAAUAUUUUGAGCGACUUAUCUUUUGUUGCGGGUAUAGAUAGAACUCGAUUACUAUUAGCUACUUAUGGAUCAGCUCCAGUAUAUUAUUAUCGUAAUUCGUUUGAUUAUGACCAAUCUCUACAUAAAGUUGAAGGAAACAAUAAUUUGAAAGGAACUGGACAUGCUGAUGAUAACGCUCACAUCUUUUGGUAUAGUAAUAAAAAUCAAAGUCUUGAUUAUUCAAGUGAUAUUGGACAACAUCGCUUGAAAAUGGUGACAAUGUGGACUAACUUUGCUAAGUAUUUGCAUCCUACGCCACUUGGAGAAGAUGAUCCAUUUUUAGAUAUAGUUUGGCCAGAGACGGGAAUUUAUGGACAUCUUCUUGAUAUUAAUACCGUUUCUACUGUGCGAAGGAGGCCAAGUCACCGUGCUCUUCAUCCAGCAAAUGAUUGUCAUUAA